This is a messenger RNA of Acyrthosiphon pisum (pea aphid), 3264 nucleotides long. RefSeq names its product tetratricopeptide repeat domain 30 (gene Ttc30). Bases 32 to 1972 code for a protein of 646 amino acids. Gene Ontology annotation, molecular function: intraciliary transport particle B binding; protein binding. Gene Ontology annotation, cellular component: axonemal microtubule; intraciliary transport particle B. The transcript has 13 exons. Gene Ontology annotation, biological process: intraciliary transport. The record is from RefSeq and is a predicted model, not a curated record. NCBI's taxonomy places the organism in Eukaryota, Metazoa, Arthropoda, Insecta, Hemiptera, Aphididae.
GUUAAUUUUUGUCUGUAAAAAUUUAAUUAAAAUGUCAAAAAUUGCUGAUGGAAAUUAUACUACAGUUAUUUACACAUUGAUCAAAGAAAAACAGUAUAAUGAUGUUAUUGAAAUCAUUAGCAACAUGUCUGAUAACAAUAGAAAUACGAGGCCUGGCUUAUCUUUAUUAGCCUACUGCUACUAUUAUACAGAUGACUUCCAAAACGCAUCAACUAUAUAUGAACAGCUAGCCGCAUUAUGGCCACAAGAGACUGAUUAUAAGCUACAACAUGCUCAAUCACUUUACUCUGCUGGACGAUAUGAAGAUGCUCUGAGAGCAGCGAACGGAAUUACUACAAGUGGUUAUGAAAAUAAAGUUCGAAAACUAACUGCUGCAAUUAGAUAUGGCAUGGAAGACAUAGCGGGUGCCCGGUCUUUGUUGGAAACCAAUUCUGGGCUUAAUGAUGAUCCGGACACAGACAUCAACUAUGGAUGCCUUCUCUACAAGGAGAGCCGGUAUGAAGAAGCAUUACAGAAAUUUUUAAAUGCACAAACAAUGCUUGGCUACAGGCCCCAUUUGUCAUACAGUGUUGCGCUGUGCUAUUACAAGCUAAAGGAUUUCACCUCAUCACUGAAACACAUAGGUGAUAUUAUCGAUAGAGGUAUAAGAGAACACCCUGAACUGGGGAUUGGCAUGACAACUGAAGGAAUUGAAGUUCGUAGUGUCGGUAACACUCUGACACUUCAUGAAUCAGCCUUGGUUGAAGCAUUCAAUUUGAAAGCUGCAAUCCAGUUUGAAAAGAACGACAUUGAUAGUGCAAGGGAAGCAAUGACGGACAUGCCACCAAGAUGGGAAGAAGAAUUGGACUCUGUCACAUUGCAUAACCAGGCAUUGUGUUCGAUGGACAUGUCGCCUACACAAGGGUUUCAUAAACUACAAUUCCUCAUGCAGCAGUCAACUUAUCCACAAGAAACGUUACAAAAUCUAUUGAUUUUAUACUGCAAACAUGGAUACCAUGAUUUGGCUUCUGACGUCAUUUCAACAUAUUCACCAGUCAAGGAUAAAUAUCUAUCGAAUUACAUACGGGAAUUUGUGGAUGCUGUUAUCGCACAACAAUCUUCACCCGAUGAAGCAUAUCGCAAACUUGACAAUAUGGCUAAUAAAUUAGUUGAUUCUUUGCGUAAAGCCACACGAUCCGUACAAGAGUCAAGAGAAGCCAGAGAUGAUAAAAGAGCUAAGAGUGCUUUACUUGAUUAUGAAAACACUCUUGAAAAAUUUAUACCAGUCACGAUGGCCCAAGCAAAAAUCUACUGGGAUCUAGAAAACUAUGCUCAAGCAGAAACAAUAUUUUAUAAGUCCGUUGAAUUCUGUAAUGAAAAUGAUACAUGGCGAUUGCAUGUAGCUCAUGUUUUAUUUAUGCAAGAAAAAUUCAAAGAAGCAAUUGCAUUUUAUGAACCAAUUGUAAAAAAAAAUUACAACAAUAUUCUGUCAGUGAGUGCCAUUGUAUUAGCCAACCUAUGUGUGUCUCAUAUAAUGACUGCACAAAACGAAGAAGCUGAAGAGUUAAUGAGAAAAAUUGAAAAGGAAGAAGAGCGACUAUAUUAUCAAGAGCCCGAAAAAAAAGUUUUUCACCUUUGUAUAGUCAAUCUAGUUAUUGGAACCUUAUACUGUUCAAAAGGAAAUUAUGAAUUUGGGAUUUCAAGAGUUAUUAAAAGUUUAGAACCUUAUAAUAAAAAGCUGGGAAUGGACACAUGGUUUUAUGCUAAACGAUGUAUGUUGUCAUUGAUUGAAAACAUGACAAAACACAUAAUCGUCAUGAGAGAUUCAUUUUACAAUGAAUGUUUAGUGUUUCUUAACCAAUGUGAAUUUCACGGCAAGGAGGUGGCAACAAUGCCCGAUGAAGAGGAAUCAACUGGCAAAAAAGAGUUGAACAAUGUGACCUGUGAAGCUAGGCUUUUGAAAUCACUUAUACUUCGUCAAUUAGAGUAUUAAGAUGUUACUGCAUAAUACUAUGAUAUAUUUGAGACCUAUCGGUACAGUAUCAUAUACACAAUCAUUAUUAGGGUUAGGAUUUAUAUGCAUCAUCAUGUUUUAUUUUGUAACUUCUAAUCACUGCCUUUGUUUAUAAUGUCUAUAAAUAGUUUCACAUUGAAGCAAAAUGUGGUUAUUUUAUUUUGCAUAUUUUGAAUGAAAUACAUAUUAUUGCAUAAUAUUUCAACUAUAUUCUGUCUCAUGAAAGAAGGAACUCGUAACUGAUGGCGUUGAAUGACCUGGGGCACUAUUUCCCUCACUCAAACAUUCUGGACGGUAACAUUGUAUAGCACUUAAACCACAAACUAUGUUUGAUUGAGGGUAAUAGUGCCAAGGACGUUCAAUACCAUUAGUUACAUCCCGAACCAGGUUGCUUCUCUGUGGGACGGAGUAUAAAAAAACAUGUAAAAAACAUAAUAUGGUAUAUUUUAGCAGUAGUUGUUGGAGAGAGAAAAAAAUAGAAUAUUAUUCAUUCAACAAAUACCCAAGUAUUUAAUUUACUGGGUAGGGAAUAAGAAUAGUAAUUUAAUUUAUAUCUCAUAUUAAUUUUCAUAUACUGCAACAGUAGCUUACAUUUAAUAUUUAAGAUUAUUUUACAACUUUGCUACUUACAGUAAAAUUAGUGUAUGUUUUGACAUCUAGUCGUUGUCAAGUAUUGUAAGUGCAUUGUGCAUAAGUGUUGUUUGUGAUUCAAAUUUAUUUUGCAUUUAGUCACUCAAAAUGCCUAAAGACAAAAAUACUAACUAUCAGUCCUAAACGACAUUAUGUGAAAGAAUUUUUUGAUAUAGUUUAUUUUAAGACUAAUUGAAAAACACUAUUUUAUAGUAUUUGUGACCAAGCUUUGCACUAAAGUGUCAUAUAUUUUUUCGUAUUUUUAGUUGCAUAUUUUUAAUAUACCAAAUGCAUAUUUUAUUUUUUAUUGUAUAUAAAUUAUAAAUCCUAAUCCUAAAUUCAUUAGUCAUAUUAAUAUAUUACAAUAUAUUUGGUCAUAUUAAACUUUGUAAAAAAAAAAAAAAACUUUCUAUAAUUAGUGCCAUAAUAACAUGGAUGUUCAUUUCUUUAAAAAUUUUUGUAAUAAAUGACAAAUUGUAUUUAAACUUAUUAAUGUUAUGCCAAGUGCAAUACUUUUCAAUUUUGUGGUGAUUAUCAUAUUAAAAUACAAUAUUACAAAUAUGAAAUAAGUAAUAACUCAAUUAUAAUAUAUUUAUAUUUUAUAUACAUAGUGGUUGUAUCAAUAAAGUUCAUAUGUAUAC